This is a messenger RNA of Hypoxylon trugodes, 1696 nucleotides long. Its product is annotated as cytochrome P450. The transcript is spliced from 3 exons. Lineage: Eukaryota; Fungi; Ascomycota; Sordariomycetes; Xylariales; Hypoxylaceae. The record is from RefSeq and is a predicted model, not a curated record. Bases 1 to 1518 code for a protein of 505 amino acids. Gene Ontology annotation, molecular function: monooxygenase activity; heme binding; iron ion binding.
AUGCCUUCAAUUCUCGUCCUCAUAGUAGGGGGGGUUGCUGUAACCUACAUUUUCCUCCUUUCUCUCCUUCAUUUUACCCAGGACGCAAGGGAGCCACCGUCAAUCGGAAAUACCAUCCCUUUUCUCACGCCCAUGUGGAAGAUGAUAUCAAACGAUAAAUACAACCUACCAAUAUAUACGCUCCGAAUGCCCGGAUCGCGCAUAUAUGUCAUCAAUUCAACUUCUCUGAUUACCUCAGUUCAGAGCCAAUUUCGAGCGCUCUCUUUCCCUGCUAUAGAAGCAAAUAUAGCCGCCAGUGUAAUCGGAGUCAACAAGGCUACUAAUGACAUUAUAGGCCAUGACGUGAAUAUAGACGGGAGCUACUUAAUGAGCUUUCCCAAGUAUGUUCAUUCCUCUCUGAGCGCUGGCGCUGCCCUUGAUGCCAUGAACAGGAGGUCAAUUCAAGUUAUUUCCAAGUCUUUGGACAGAUGGGCAAAGGAGGGAACUAAAGUCAUCAAACUGUACGAAUGGGUUCGUCACGAGCUUCUGCUAGCAACCACAGAAGGUGUCUACGGGCCUAAAAACCCGUUUCGUGAUCCCACCAUGGAAAAGGCCUGGUACACAUUUGAGCCGAGCAUAAUGACGUUCGUUCUAAAUCUUCCAUCGCAAAUAUUUGCCAGGGAGGGCUAUAAAGCUCGCGAGUACAUGGUGGGAGUAUGGAAUCAAUACUUUGAACGAGGCUCUUAUGAGCAAGGUUCUGAACUUAUCAAGACUCGCGUCAAGAUAAAUAACGAUUUCGGUAUCACAUUGACAGAAACGGCAAGGAUUGAGAUAGGCGGUAGUCAGGGCAUCCUCUCCAAUACUCUUCCGGGAGCUUUUUGGAUGAUAUACUACAUUUUCUCAAACCCGACCAUUCUGAAAGAUAUAAAGGCUGAGCUAUACAAAGGCGUACGCGAGGAUGGGGACAUCUAUACAAUUGACUUGAGCUACGUGAAGAGCUCUUGCCCCAUCCUACUCUCGACGUUUAAAGAAAUGAUGCGCGUUAAAUCAUCCAGUUCUGCCACCCGCAUAGCUAUGGAGGACCAUCUCCUAGGUGGUAAGUAUCUCCUCAAAAAGGGGAGCACUAUCAUGAUGCCAGCGAUGGUACAACACACAGACCAUUCUAUCUGGGGUGAUAGCGUACACGAAUUCAACCAUUUGCGAUUCGUACGCCAACCUGGUGCUAAACGUACCAACCCGGUCGCCUUUCGUGGAUUUGGGGGCGGGACAACUCUAUGUCCUGGCAGGCAUUUCGCCUCUACCGAGAUCCUAAUGUUUUCCGCCCUUAUGGUUCUACGGUUUGACCUUCUUCCUGUAGAUGGUAAAUGGACUACACCAGGGACAACUAAGUCGCCAUUGGUCAAUGCUUUGCCGGUGCCAGACGACGAUAUAAGCGUGGUGAUGCGUCCCACAAGCGAUAAGGUGUGGAACGUAUCCUUUUCGGGAUACGAUCAGGGGAUGGAGAUAGUCGCUGAGGAUAUUGAGGACGCCAGUUCAUAGACAUUGAGUACGAGUCAAACCUUACCUUCUUAGGCCAUCGAAUCAUCGUCAAAUGUGGCAUUGUGUCAUGUAUUGGGCGGCUAUGCUCGCCACGAUAUGGCGUGCUACAUCCGAAAAUUGUGGUGGGUUAUAGUGGAUUAUAGUGGAUGAGUACGCUAUAAUUAAGCGCUGUCAAGAG